AUGUCUUUUUGCCACAAUAUAAUUAAUAUUUCCUGUGUGAAAAGCAGCAGGUCGAAUGAUGUCCGUGCUUCCCUGUAUAGUUUAAUGGUGCUCAUAAUUCUGACCACACUCAUUGGCAAUCUGAUAGUCAUUAUUUCCAUAUCACACUUCAAGCAACUUCAUACCUCAACUAAUUGGCUCAUUCAUUCCAUGGCCACUGUGGACUUUCUGCUGGGGUGCCUGGUCAUGCCCUAUAGCAUGGUCAGAUCUGUUGAGCAUGGCUGGUACUUUGGAGAAGUCUUCUGUAAAAUUCACACCAGCACUGACAUUAUGCUGAGCUCAGCAUCCAUUUUCCACUUGUCCUUCAUUUCCAUUGACCGCUACUAUGCUGUGUGUGAUCCAUUGAGAUACAAAGCCAAAAUCAGUAUCUUGGUUAUCUUUGCGAUGAUCUUCAUUAGUUGGAGUGUUCCUGCUCUUUUUGCAUUUGGAAUGAUUUUUCUGGAGCUAAACUUCAAAGGAGCUGAAGAGAUGUAUUAUAAAUACAUUCACUGCAUAGGGGGUUGCUCCGUCUUCUUUAGCAAAACAUCUGGGGUACUGGCCUUUAUGACUUCUUUCUAUAUACCUGGAUCUAUUAUGUUGUGUGUCUAUUCCAGAAUAUAUUUCAUAGCUCAGAGACAGGCAAAAUCAAUUCAUGAUGCAAAUCAGAAGUUUCAAAUUGGAUUGGAAGAAAAAAAUGGAAUGUUACAAAGCAAAGAAAGGAAAGCUGCAAAGACUUUAGGGAUUGUGAUGGGAGUUUUCCUAAUAUGCUGGUGUCCUUUCUUUGUCUGCAUGGUCAUGGAUCCUUUCCUGGACUAUAGCAUUCCACCCACAUUGAAUGAUGCAUUGAUUUGGUUUGGGUACUUGAACUCUACGUUCAAUCCAAUGGUUUAUGCUUUUUUCUAUCCUUGGUUCAGAAAAGCACUGAAGUUGAUUCUAUUUGGUAAAAUUUUCCAAAAAGAUUCGUGUAGGUAUAAACUAUUUUUAGAAUCACAUCCAUAG
Messenger RNA from Enhydra lutris kenyoni (northern sea otter), 1017 nucleotides. Its product is annotated as trace amine associated receptor 1. NCBI's taxonomy places the organism in Eukaryota, Metazoa, Chordata, Mammalia, Carnivora, Mustelidae. Gene Ontology annotation, biological process: G protein-coupled receptor signaling pathway. The record is from RefSeq and is a predicted model, not a curated record. Gene Ontology annotation, cellular component: membrane. The transcript has a single exon. The coding region runs from base 1 to 1017 and encodes 338 amino acids. Gene Ontology annotation, molecular function: trace-amine receptor activity.